This is a messenger RNA of Vespa velutina, 2567 nucleotides long. RefSeq names its product sorting nexin-29. Bases 441 to 2468 code for a protein of 675 amino acids. Gene Ontology annotation, molecular function: phosphatidylinositol binding. Lineage: Eukaryota; Metazoa; Arthropoda; Insecta; Hymenoptera; Vespidae. The record is from RefSeq and is a predicted model, not a curated record. The transcript is spliced from 12 exons.
UUGUCAUGCAAGAGAAAUGAGAUGACUCGAUCAGCUGUUUCCUUACCCAUUUUUGUUAGUUGCAUAUGUCAUAUGAUUUAUAUAGUUUGUGUAACUGUGAUACGAUAUCGCACGGUCUUGCUUUCAAAUUUUAAUAUUAUAGAUAAAAAAAUAAUAUUAUAAUGCAUUCAGAUUAAAAAUUGUAAUGCAUUACGCAUUAUGCCAUAACGUGAUUUAAAUAUUAUAGUAUAUUUCGAAAUGAAUAGCAUAUAUUUAUCAACUUUGAAUAUGAUUAAAUAGUGUAUUAAGAAACAUUUGUUCAAAUAGUUCGACAAUUAUCUAUUAUAUAUUCUAUAGCAGAAUUAUGACAGUUAUCUCCACUAGUUUCACGGUAAGUCCAAUGACGAGACAGUUGUUUUUAUCAUUAUAUUUUAUGAUAAUAUCAGGGUCAAACUUUGCAAAUGAUGUCAGCUAUGGUACCAGGUACGCAUAAUGUUAUGAGUAAUGAACAAAGUUGUCAUCAUACAAUAGAAAGACAAAAGUUACUUGAAGACUUGUUGGAUGCUGCAAAAAAGUGUUACAUUAGAUUUGGAGGUCGUGCAGAAUUAGCAACAGAAUCAGACACAUGCGUUGCUCAACUCUGUUUUAUACUCGAAGCAAUUUUUAGUCAUGGAUUGCGCACUAAUUGUAUAGAAAAAGUUAAUUUAGCUUUAAAACAUGUUUCUGCUUUAGUAUCUGGUAGCAAUGCUAAAUCUUUAAAUACAAUUGAUGCAGCAUUUUGGCCAUGUAUAAAAGAUCAAUUAACAUGGCAUGAACAAGAACGUUUUAGCGUUUUAAGAAAGGUACGCACUGAUUAUGGCCGUGGUAGAGCAUGGCUAAGAGCAAUUUUAAAUGAGCGCUCUUUGGAACGAAAUUUACAUACUAUUAUAAAUCCAGAUAAAUUAUCUUUAUUUUAUGAAGAAUGGGCUUUUUUAUUGGAUCAAGAGAAAUGUGCAGCAUUGCCAAAUGUAGCAGCAGGACUUAGUGCAAUUUUAUUUGCAAUAAGAAUAGAUAAUGAAGAAUUGGACAACAAUUUAAAAGUUAAAAAUUCUGAGAAAUUAAAUGGCGAACAAUCAGAACUUAUUAUAUCUAUAAUGCCAGGCUCUCUGAAUUUAAAACAAGGAAAGGUACAAAAAAAAGUGCCAACUCAUAUUAUUUCUUUUGAUAAUGAUAGUGAAGAACAAGGACAACCUACUGAUGUUAGUACCAGUAUUAAUGAGCACACUUCUUUUAAUAAUGCUUCUAUUUUAACAAAACAUUCUUCAUCUCCAUCUAUAUCAGAAGUGCAACUGGAUCUCAACGAUUCUAAUGCUGUUGCAAAUACAAGUUCUACAGAAAAUGAAUAUGUUGAAUCUCUGGAUGAAGGAAAGAUUUUAACUCCUGUGACAGAUGCUGAUAACUUAGGACUUGUUCCCACGUCACCUCUAGAUCAAACAUUUGAUGAUAUGUUAGUUAGCUUACCAAAUUAUUUAAAUAAAACAACAGAUAUUACUGAACCUGCAGUAGAAGCAACAGAGCAUCUUGUCAAUUUAGAUGAUCGUACAAAUACAGAAAAUUUAGAUGCAGAAACAUUACGGUUGAAACUUUUAACUAUGGAUGAACUCUUAGAACAAGCUAGAGAGGAUGCUAUGACCAGUAGAUUGCUGUUAAAUCGCUUUCAAAGACAGCAUCAAAAUUUUGUUGAGAAACAUCAACUGCAGUUACAGACAUUAAACAGGGAGAAUGAACUCUUAAGGCAACAAUUACGUAAAUAUGUGACAGCUGUACAAAUGCUAAGAAAGGAAUCUGAUUCUACAUAUUCAAUAGAAAGAGAUACUUCAUCAAUUCGUCACACUGAAGCAGAACAGUAUGAAGCAAAAUUGAUUCAAGUUGCAGAUAUGCAUGCAGAAUUAAUGGAAUUCAAUGCUAAGUUAACUUUACAAUUGGCAAACAGGGACAAAUUAAUACAAAUUUUGCAAACUGAAUUGGAGUGCCUUCGAGGUUCUUUCAAUGAGGAUGAUUUACCAUUGGAAUCUCCAUGCCUUAUUCAUAUAUGGAUACCAUCUGUUUUCCUAACAGGACAGCCCUCUGAUAUUCAUCAUGUAUAUCAAAUAUAUAUACGUAUACAGGAUAUUGAAUGGAAUAUUUACAGGCGAUAUGCACAGUUUUAUGAAUUCCAUAAAGAAUUGAUAAAACAUGAUGCGAUUGUGACUGCUUAUGAAUUUCCUCCAAAGAAAACAAUAGGAAAUAAAGAUGCUAAAUUUGUAGAAGAAAGAAGACAAAAAUUACAAGAAUGGCUAAGACGUGUUGUUGGACGAUUAACACAAUGUUCUAUGUUUUCUUCUAAUCCAAGCAGGCAAACUCUUGUAUCGUUGUUACCUUUUUUCGGUGACAGGCCCAAUGGCGAUAAUAUAAACAAAAAUAAUACUACAAAAAAUGCACUAUCUUCUCCUCAAUAUAUGGGUUUAUAAUGAUUGCUUAUAUAGACUUUGUAUAUAAAAGAAUUCUUUAAUUUAAUGAACAAAUUGUUUUAUAUGUAUAUCUUGAAAUAGAUGUAUUAUAUCAUGCAA